GCAUAGACCAGCUCUCAUAGCUACGACAAAACUCGACAGGGGUUACCUGGGCUAUCCAUGUACUCUACCUCACCGCUGGACUCUCUGUGCCACACACCCACUCAUGUAUUUGCUUCCGUGCUGAUCUCGCGAAUGCUUUUUAUAUUACGCUCAGACUCCCUCCCAGUUUGAUGUUCUCUCUUAACAUUGUACCACUCCUCACUUGAUCACUUCGCACGAUAUUCAUCAUGGCCGACAACUCCAUUCUAUACAUCAGUGAUCUCUAUUGGUGGACCAACGCCGAUCACAUUGUCGAGGCGGCAGCAAAGGCCGGCAUCAAGCUCGCCCGAACGGACAUUACAUUCGCAGAGCACAAAGUCAAUGGCAAAUCGAAAGGAAAUGUCCUGGUUGAAUGCCACUCCAUUCAUAACUCUGUCAAGCUCUUUAAUUGGUUCAGACACAAUGACUUUCACGGCAAGCGACUCGUCCCUUCAUACUACUCGCCCCAGCCCGGGCCCAAACAACAUUUCCACUCUUACGGUCCUCGACCAGCCACUGGAACCCAAGCCCUCCUCGCUCAUGGGCCCACCAACGCACACGGCGGAAUCAACUUCAACCGAGUCCGACCCAACGUGCGAUCUGGUGUAGCUCUCAAGCACACCCUUCGUGAGUCGGGGAGCGCCAAUGAGUUCCCCGCUAAAUACACCAGAGCCCCUCGCACAGCCUUUCGUCCCCGGAGGUUACGAGUCGAGUGAGUCGUUUCCGUUCUCCCUUGCACUGACGUCAGUGUACCACUACGCUUAGAUUGUAACCUCUUCCUUUCAUAUAUACCCGUCUCCUGUUGUACUUCCAUUCGCUGCCUCCUGGC
Molecule: messenger RNA, 847 nt
Organism: Kockovaella imperatae
Lineage: Eukaryota; Fungi; Basidiomycota; Tremellomycetes; Tremellales; Cuniculitremaceae
Exons: 4
Coding region: 228-734 (168 amino acids)
Biological process (GO): mRNA alternative polyadenylation
Cellular component (GO): mRNA cleavage and polyadenylation specificity factor complex
Molecular function (GO): mRNA binding
Source: RefSeq, a predicted model, not a curated record